Messenger RNA from Stomoxys calcitrans (stable fly), 1348 nucleotides. RefSeq lists its product as uncharacterized. Bases 100 to 1002 code for a protein of 300 amino acids. The record is from RefSeq and is a predicted model, not a curated record. The transcript has 3 exons. NCBI's taxonomy places the organism in Eukaryota, Metazoa, Arthropoda, Insecta, Diptera, Muscidae.
ACACAGUACAGUCAGUCGUAUGGUGAAUACCGCAGAGUGAAGACAUAAGUUUGAAAGCAACAAGAUCCAAGGAAAAUCAAAGAAAAAGAAAUUUUAAUAAUGUCACGCCAAAUCGACACACCUGAUAGCUUGAGCUACCAAUUCUUCCCAGUGUCCGGAGGAGUAUUUACUUUCAAAGUCCGCUGUGGCCAUGAUGCCCAUUUGGCCUUGGCCCCUGCCCCCGUUGAGGCUGAUCCCAUGUAUGAAGUCUUCAUUGGUGGCUGGGAGAACAGCAAGUCUGUCAUUCGUAAGAAUCGUCAAAAGCCCGAUGUGGUAGAAGCCCCCACUCCUGGCAUUUGCAAUGCUGGCGAAUUCCGCGGUUUCUGGAUCCGUUGGCACGACAAUGUCAUCGCGGUUGGUCGCGAGGGUGAGGCUUUGGCUUUCAUGACCCAUUCCGAUCCCGGUUUGUUCCCCAUACAAUUCGUUGGUAUUUGCACCGGCUGGGGAGCUAGCGGCACUUGGUUGAUUGAUGAUGAACCUCCAGCAGCCGCGGUAUCUGCUCCCAUGGGCUUUUCCGCACCCAUGCCCGGCGGUGGCAGUGGCCACUGGGUACCAGCUGAAGGUGGCAAUGUUCCUCCCCAAGCUGUGCAAGGUGGUUUCGAUGGCAGCGAGCAAUUGUAUAUUGCACGUGCCCAACACGAAGGCGAUCUUGUUCCCGGCAAGCUACAUCCUUCCCAUGGUGUCUGCUAUGUAGCCUAUGGCGGUGGCGAACAUGGACACAAUCAAUAUGAAGUAUUAUGCGACGGCCAUGGCUUGUGGGUCCCCGUCAACGAUGGCAACAUUCCAGCUAAUGCCGUGCAGGCUGGUAACUCUGCCGAUGGCGAACCUUUGUUUAUUGGCCGUGCCACCCACGACGGCACCAUUACUGUUGGCAAGGUACAACCCUCCCAUGGUUGUUGCUACAUUCCUUAUGGCGGUGAAGAGUUGGCCUACAAGGAAUUCGAAAUCUAUGUUGAACAAUAGAUAUGUCACUGCGCAAUACCCCCCAAAAAAAACCCAGCCCUAUAGAAGACACCCUUUGGCACUCUAAUAGGAUAAUUUCGCACAAGACUCCAGUCAAUUUUGUUGUUAUGUAGCAUCACCAGCAGCAGUAUUAGCGCUUGCUCCAAACAAAUGCUCAUACAUACAAACAAACAUAUGCCUCCCUCGAAUUACACUCGAAGUUAUAUUCUGUUGUUAGCAGAAGUCAAUUAAAAAAAAACUCAAGAAUCUUAUUUAUAUUAAAGGUAUUAAUUUAUAUACACAUAUAUAUAUAUAUGUACAUAUAAUUUGCAAAAUAUUUGUCAAUAAUAAAGAUGAACAAAAUGUC